Molecule: messenger RNA, 864 nt
Organism: Monascus purpureus
Lineage: Eukaryota; Fungi; Ascomycota; Eurotiomycetes; Eurotiales; Aspergillaceae
Source: the annotation of a GenBank genome assembly
AUGUCGCCCCUGAUCAUGAUGAAAAUUUUUUUCGAAUCCAGUUUUUUUAAAGAGAAGCGAGCGCCUAGGCUUCCAACACCGGCUGAGGUUAGAGCCAUCAGCAAGAAGUCAGGUAAUAUCCGUAGCGCAAGCUUCAAUCGCCCACCACCUGUCAUGAUUCCAUCAUUGGGCCUAGUUGUCAAGUACGGAGCCGACACAACAGUGACCGAGGCACAGACUCAAAUAAUGAUAUGCAAGCACCUGAAAGGCCAAGUACCUGUCCCUGAGGUCUUUGGCUGGACUGAAGAUGGGGGUCAAGUUUUUAUCUAUAUGUCAUUGAUUGAAGGCGAGACUCUGCAGGAAAGAUGGGGUGACAUGAAUGAGAAUGAAAGACGGUUUGUCUGUGAGGAACUCAAAUGUAUGGUGAAGGCAUGGAGGUCAUUGGAGCAAGACAGGCAUGACCAUUAUGUCGGUAGUCUGGGUAGGCAACCACUGAAUGAAAUCUUUCUUUUAAGUCAUCCAAACAUCACAGGGCCAUUCCAAGGUGCAAAUGCUGUCCAGCAAUUCCAAGACGCUUGUGGAAUCAAAAUCAAUGGGGAAGCGCCUAUUGUCUUCACACAUGACGAUCUUGUCCCGCCAAACAUCCUUUUGUCGUCUGGGCCGAAUCCAAGAGUAGCAGCGAUCAUUGACUGGGGCCAGGCAGGAUGGUAUCCUGCUUACUGGGAGUACUGCAAGGCGCGACGGGUGAGACCGAAUCUAGAAUACUUCAGCGACGCUAUGGAAGAAGAAUGGCGCAUGAAAUAUCUGCCAAUGAUUCUGGAUCCGGUUGAUGAUGAGACAAUAUACCACCCUUGGCUUUAUUUUGUAUUGUCCAAAGGAAUCUAA